UUCGCGGCUCAGAAACCGUCGAAGGCAGAGACGCGCCGGCCUCAGCGGAGCGCCCGAUGCCGCGGGGAUUCCGCCUCUUUCUCCGCGCACGACAUGGAUUUCAACGUGAGGAAACUCGCUACAGAUGCCGGGAUAUUCUUUUCGCGAGCCGUCCAGUUUACAGAAGAGAAACUGGGACAGGCUGAGAAGACCGAGCUGGACGCUCACUUUGAGAAUCUGCUGUCCAGAGCUGACUGCACCAAAAACUGGACCGAGAAGAUCUACAGACAGACCGAGGUUCUUCUCCAGCCGAACCCCGGUGCUCGCAUCGAGGACUUCCUGUAUGAAAAGCUUGACCGGAAGGUCCCGGCGCGGCCCACUAACGGAGAGAUCUUGAGUCAGUUCAUGCUGGAGGCAGCCAAGGAGUUCGGCUCGGGAACCCCGUACGGAAGCACCCUGAUCAAAGUGGGCGACUGUCAGAGGAGGCUGGGCGGCGCUGAGAGAGAGUUCCUGCAGUCCUCGUCCAUCAGCUUCCUCACACCCCUGCGCAACUUUCUGGAGGGCGACUGGAGGACCAUUUCUAGAGAGCGGAGGCUGCUGGAGAAUCGACGCUUGGAUCUCGACGCCUGUAAGGCACGACUCAAGAAGGCCAGAGCGGCGGAGGCUAAAGCGGCGUGUGAGGGAGAAGCCGUCCCAGACUUUCAAGAGACGAGGCCGCGUAAUUAUGUGCUGUCUGCUAGUGCAUCUGCGCUUUGGAACGAGGAGCUUGACAAAGCGGAGCAUGAACUGCGCGUCGCUCAGACGGAGUUUGACAGACAGGCCGAGGUCACCAGACUGCUCCUGGAGGGCAUCAGCAGCACGCACGUGAAUCACCUGCGCUGUCUGUGUGAGUUCGUGGAGGCGCAGGCCAUGUAUUACAACCAGUGCCACAAAUACAUGCUGGAGCUGCAGAGAGAGCUGGGCAGUUGCAGCGGAGACAUAAGAUGCCCCGACUCGUCAGAUGUGGGUUCCCCCGCGGAUCCGUCCGCCUUCCCGUCGCAGAGCUCUCCUUCCGCGCUGGAGACGGACGCUCUGCAGAUCGAGGAGGUCCAGCCGCCGGCCAGCGGCACGCGCACCGCCAAGGUGCUGUACGACUACGACGCUGCGGACUCCAGUGAGCUCUCGCUGAGGGCCGAUGAGCUCAUCACCGUGUACACAGUGCCUGGAAUGGACUCUGAUUGGCUGAUUGGAGAACGAGGAAACCAGAAGGGGAAGGUGCCUGUUACAUAUCUGGAGCUGUUGAGCUAAAGAGAGAACAGACACAGACACACACAGACAGACACAGACACACACACACACACACAGACACACACACACACACAGACAGACACACACACACA
Molecule: messenger RNA, 1358 nt
Organism: Puntigrus tetrazona (Sumatra barb)
Lineage: Eukaryota; Metazoa; Chordata; Actinopteri; Cypriniformes; Cyprinidae
Gene: sh3glb2a
Product: SH3-domain GRB2-like endophilin B2a
Exons: 13
Coding region: 94-1266 (390 amino acids)
Biological process (GO): membrane organization
Cellular component (GO): membrane; cytoplasm
Molecular function (GO): protein binding
Source: RefSeq, a predicted model, not a curated record